This is a messenger RNA of Camellia sinensis, 1212 nucleotides long. The record is from RefSeq and is a predicted model, not a curated record. NCBI's taxonomy places the organism in Eukaryota, Viridiplantae, Streptophyta, Magnoliopsida, Ericales, Theaceae.
AUGUGGAGCUACUCAGGAACUUUUAAUGAGAUGCAAGUUGUAGGCAUAAUUCCAAAUUCUCAAACUUAUGGUAUCUUAUUGGAUGGGUUGCGCAAAAAUGGGCAUAUUUCUGAAGCAUUGUCAUUAUUCCACAUGAUGGAAACGAACGGUUUAGAUCUUGAUAUUGUUAUGUACAAUAUUCUCAUUGAUACAUUCUGUAAGGAUAAAAAGCUUGAUACUGCAAGGGCCCUUUUCAAUAACCUUUCUUCCAAGGGGUUACAUCCUGAUGUUAAGACAUACAAUAUGAUGAUACACGGUCUUUGUAAAGAAGGCCUACUACAUGAAGCCAAAGAGUUGUUUGUUAAAAUGGAACUGAGUGGUUGCUUGGCAAAUGAUGUCACUCACAACACUAUUAUCCGAGGAUUUAUUAGACGACACAAGUGCCAUGAGGCAUUAAUACUCUUUGAGGAAAUGGUUCAAAGGGGUUUUUCAGUAGAUGUAUCCACUUUUCCAUUGAUUGUAGAUAUACUCUCAACUAAAGGACAGGAUCCUUCUCUCCAAGAAGUGAUAAAGAAGUUCAUGCCCAAAGAUAUUCAUGGAAUGCAAGAGAUUGACUUGCUUGGUUUAUUAGCCCAUAUUUUGAUGUUACCAAUUAAGGACUCUUUGAAAGGAAAGAUUGGUUUGCAACAAUGGGGUUCUAGUAUUGCUAUAUGGAAUAACUAUUCAGCAAAGAACAUUGCAGAGACUGCGCUUGUCACCCAUUCUCUUCCCUUAUUGCUGCUUCAAUUUGCUACCUUCCACCCUUUUCUCCUCUAUAUGAUGAAAUAUGAAUGCAUAAAUCAAAUGUUGAAACUGAACCAACCAGUGAAUUCAAGUGGAACAGCGAAUGAAGAAGUUUACAUGAUCUUGAUCUACUACAAGUUCUGCCAAGACAUUCUCUCCCCUCUCAUCUAUGUCAAGGACCUCCGCAAGCACGGCGUAACCCUAUACUUCCUCAUCGACGAGGACCGCAAGCCUGUCCAUGAUGUCCCCACCAUCUACUUCGUCCAAUCCACUUACCUCAAUGUUCAGCGAAUCGUUUCUAAUGCCUAUCGAUCUCUCUACGAUUCCUUCUACCUCAAUUUCUCAUCUUCGAUUCCUCACCUUUCCUUGAAGGUCUCGUAUCGGGGACUUUCAAUUCCGACUCCAUCAAUCGAAUUUCCAAGGUACACGAACAGUACUUGGAGUUUGUAA